AUGAUUCUAUCUUUGUCUGACAUAUAUCUCACGGGAUGUGCAGCUGCUUUCGUCCUUCUUCUAUCCCUGCAUCUAUUAAAGCAAACCCUUUUCAAAGACCCCCUGAAACCCCCAGUUGUCUUCCACUGGAUCCCAUUUCUGGGAAGCACCAUUACAUACGGGAGGGAACCCUUGAGGUUCUUUGAAGACUGUAAGAGAAAGUAUGGUGAUAUCUUCACCUUCAUCCUCCUGGGAAAGCCAACAACCGUGUACCUCGGUCCAGCAGGAAAUAACUUCAUCCUCAAUGGGAAUCACCAUGCUCUCUCAGCUGAAGAAAUAUAUUCCCCAUUGACCACACCCGUGUUCGGCACAGACGUCGUAUUCGACUGUCCCAAUGCAAAGCUGGUCCAACAAAAGAAGUUCGUCAAAUUCGGUCUCACUGCAAAUGCGCUCAGAUCCUACGUUCGAUUAAUCGCAAACGAAACCCAAGAAUUCAUCGUUUCUCAUCCAGAUCUACAAGGCUCGAGCGGUAUCCUAGACGUUCCCCCCGCAAUGGCAGAGUUGACUAUCUAUACUGCCUCUGGAUCACUUCAGGGGAAGGAAGUGCGUCAUCUCAUUGGCUCUACGUUUGCAAAAUUGUAUCAUGAUUUGGAUAUGGGGUUUACCCCGAUCAAUUUCAUGAUGCCAUGGGCUCCAUUGCCUCGGAACCGUGCCCGCGAUCAGGCACAGAGAACAAUGGCCCGGAUCUAUAUGGACAUAAUUCAAAAGCGACGGGCGAAUGGUAAGGGGCUAAAUGAUUCUGAGGAUAUGAUCUGGAACUUGAUGUCGUGCAUGUACAAGGAUGGUAACAUUCUCCCGGACAAGGAGAUUGCGCAUAUGAUGAUUGCUCUCCUCAUGGGCGGCCAUCAUUCUUCUUCCUCGACCAUAUCCUACAUCCUCCUUCAGCUUGCUUCCCAUGAAGAUACUCUGGAAGACCUUCACCAAGAGCAGCGCCGAGUUCUAGGCCCCUCCAUGGAUAUAACUUUCGAUGGGCUGCAGAAAUUGAAGCUCCACCAGUUCACCGUGAAAGAAACACUGCGACUCCAUAACCCAGUUCACUCCAUCCUCCGGCAGGUUAAAGAGCCACUAGUGGUCGAAGGAACACCAUACAUAAUUCCUACAUCUCAUACGGUCCUUGCUAGUCCUGCAAGCAGCUCCCGUGACCCGAGUCACUUUCCAAAGCCGAUGAAAUGGGAUCCGCAUCGAUGGGAAAGCAAGGCAUCACUCCAGGGCACGGAAGAUGAUGGCGAUAGCUCUAGAGGUCAAAGUUCGAAUAGCGCAUAUCUUCCUUUUGGGGGAGGAAGGCAUCGAUGCAUUGGCGAACGAUUUGCAUAUGUUCAACUAGGCGUCAUUCUAGCUGUGUUUGUCCAACAUUUCCGGCUUCGAAGCGUUUCAGAUACAAAGAAUGUGCCAGAAACAGACUAUUCUUCACUCUUUUCCCGGCCUAUGGCUCCUGCAAAGGUCCUUUGGGAGCGAAGAAAUGCCGGUGCAGAGAUCAGAUAG
Aspergillus wentii DTO 134E9 is the source of this 1521-nucleotide messenger RNA. Its product is annotated as cytochrome P450. NCBI's taxonomy places the organism in Eukaryota, Fungi, Ascomycota, Eurotiomycetes, Eurotiales, Aspergillaceae. Gene Ontology annotation, molecular function: heme binding; iron ion binding; monooxygenase activity. Gene Ontology annotation, biological process: ergosterol biosynthetic process. The transcript has 4 exons. The record is from RefSeq and is a predicted model, not a curated record. Bases 1 to 1521 code for a protein of 506 amino acids.